CCGCCCCGACGUAGAGGGCGCCUUCCCAGCGGCUGGGGCGCGCGGAGCCGGGAUGUCGGUCAAUGGCUGUCACGCGGGCGGGCCGGCCAGCCGGACCACAUACCGCUCGCCGCUGGCGGCCCGCUACGCCAGCCCGGAGAUGGCCUUCCUCUUCAGCGACGCGCACAAGUUCCAGACCUGGAGACUUCUGUGGCUCUUCCUGGCCGAAGCGGAGCAGAAGCUCGGUCUGCCCAUCACAGACGAACAGAUUGAGGAGAUGAGGCUGAACCUGAACAACAUCGACUACGACAUGGCGGCCGAGGAGGAGAAGCGGCUUCGUCAUGACGUGAUGGCUCAUGUCCACACCUUCGCCCAUUGCUGCCCCAAGGCUGCUGGCAUCAUUCAUCUGGGGGCCACAUCAUGCUACGUAGGCGAUAAUACAGACCUGAUUACUCUCAAGAAGGCUUUUAAUCUGCUCUUACCAAAGCUGGCCAGAGUGAUCUCCCGGCUGGCGGACUUUGCUACAGAGUAUGCCAACCUUCCCACCCUAGGCUUCACACACUUCCAGCCUGCCCAGCUGACCACAGUGGGGAAGCGUUGCUGUCUCUGGAUUCAGGAUCUGUGCAUGGACCUGGAGCGCCUCACACGGGCCCGGGAUGACCUGCGCUUCCGGGGAGUGAAGGGCACCACGGGCACCCAGGCCAGCUUCUUACAGCUCUUUGAAGGAGACCACCAAAAGGUAGAAGAACUUGACAGGAUGGUGACCGAGAAGGCAGGAUUUCAGCGAGCCUUCAUCAUCACAGGACAGACGUAUACACGGAAAGUGGACAUCGAGGUGCUGUCUGUGCUGGCCAGUCUGGGAGCGUCCGUACACAAGAUUUGCACAGACAUCCGCCUCCUGGCCAGCCUUAAGGAACUAGAGGAGCCCUUUGAGAAACAGCAGAUUGGCUCCAGCGCGAUGCCGUACAAGCGGAACCCCAUGCGCUGCGAGCGCUGCUGUAGCCUGGCCCGCCACCUGAUGACGCUCGUCAUGGAUCCGCUACAGACAGCCUCAGUGCAGUGGCUCGAACGGACGCUGGAUGACAGUGCCAACAGACGCCUGUGUUUGGCCGAGGCCUUUCUCACAGCAGACACCAUCCUGAACACGCUGCAGAACAUCUCUGAGGGGCUAGUGGUAUACCCCAAGGUCAUCGAGCGGCGCAUUCGGCAGGAGCUGCCUUUCAUGGCCACAGAGAACAUCAUUAUGGCUAUGGUGAAGGCUGGAGGAAACCGCCAGGAUUGCCAUGAGAGAAUCAGGGUGCUGUCACAGGCAGCGGCUGCCGUGGUAAAGCAGGAAGGGGGUGAUAAUGACCUCAUUGCCCGGAUCCAGGCCGAUCCCUACUUCAGCCCCAUUCAUGCCCAGCUGGAGCAUUUGCUAGAUCCUUCCUCUUUCACUGGCCGUGCUGCCAAGCAGGUGGAAAAGUUCUUGAAGGAAGAGGUGCGGCAUCUCCUGAAAUCCUAUGAAAGCCAGAUGGACGUGAAGGUGGAACUGAACCUUUAGAGGUGAAAAAAGUGUAAAAAUGAGUAUGUUGGGAGGCCUAGUUCAGAAGGAUGUGUGAAGGCUGCCGAGGGCACCUUCGAGGCUCCAGGAUUCAGCAGAGAAUGAGGGCUUUUGGAAGGUGCUUUGCCAUUUCAGAUUUUGUUGGUGCAAAAAAAUUGGGGGGAGGGGGAUAUUUUUCUCCAUCCAAACUCUGAUAUGUUUAAUAAAUGUUACUGACACUCA
Messenger RNA from Trichosurus vulpecula (common brushtail), 1741 nucleotides. RefSeq names its product adenylosuccinate lyase (gene ADSL). The transcript is spliced from 13 exons. Bases 53 to 1519 code for a protein of 488 amino acids. NCBI's taxonomy places the organism in Eukaryota, Metazoa, Chordata, Mammalia, Diprotodontia, Phalangeridae. Gene Ontology annotation, cellular component: cytosol. The record is from RefSeq and is a predicted model, not a curated record. Gene Ontology annotation, biological process: 'de novo' AMP biosynthetic process. Gene Ontology annotation, molecular function: (S)-2-(5-amino-1-(5-phospho-D-ribosyl)imidazole-4-carboxamido) succinate lyase (fumarate-forming) activity; N6-(1,2-dicarboxyethyl)AMP AMP-lyase (fumarate-forming) activity.